Neltuma alba is the source of this 1220-nucleotide messenger RNA. RefSeq lists its product as uncharacterized. The annotation marks the transcript as partial. Lineage: Eukaryota; Viridiplantae; Streptophyta; Magnoliopsida; Fabales; Fabaceae. The record is from RefSeq and is a predicted model, not a curated record. The transcript is spliced from 7 exons.
AUGGCCGCUGAGGGGAUCCGGAUCCAGGGAAGGCGCGGCGGUCCUCGCAUAGCUUGGAAAGUGAUAAGUUCCGUAGAGCGCAUAGUGACGUUACCGACCGCGCGUCGUCGUCCAUCGCAUUUGUUUAAAGAGAGAGCAGUGGAUUCAGUAAAUGGAGAACCUGAGAGCCGGCUAGGAUCUGAAGAGCCCAAGAAGCCUGCUGCUGUGCCAUCUGCUACCAAACCCGCGUUGAAGCGAUUGAGUAAUCUUGAGCGGUUCUUGCUGGCGAUCACGCCUUCUGUGCCUGCUCAGUAUCCAUCUAAGACGGACAUUAGAGGUUUUGGAACUUGUGGCGGGGAAUUUCAGCCUUAUUUUGUUCUUGGCGAUUUGUGGGAAUCAUUCAGGGAGUGGAGUGCUUAUGGUGCGGGAGUGCCUCUUGUACUAAAUGACAAUGAUAGUGUCGUUCAAUACUAUGUUCCUUAUCUCUCUGGAAUUCAAAUAUAUACUGAUAUUCCGAAGCACUCUGCUAAAUCAAGGCAACUUGGUGAGGACAGUGACAGCGAUUUUAGGGACUCAAGCAGUGAUGCUAGCAGUGAUUAUGAACCUGCAAGAGGAUUGAAAUACACGGGGGAGGACAGGAAUCUUCAUCUGUCAGAGGAGGUGCACCAUAGGAUGGGCAGAUUGUCCAUGAAAGAUCACCAUACUGUCACUCAAGAUGGUUUUUCUAGUGACGAUGGAGAAUCUGUUAAUUCCCAAGGCUGCUUGAUUUUUGAGUAUCUUGAACGGGACCCUCCUUACAGCCGUGAACCUUUGGCUGAUAAGAUAUGGGACCUUGCUUUUCGUUUCCCUGAGCUGAAGACACUCAGAAGUUGUGACAUACUCUCUUCAAGCUGGAUAUCUAUAGCCUGGUAUCCAAUUUAUAGGAUACCAACCGGACCAACAUUGAAGGAUCUUGAUGCAUGCUUUCUGACGUAUCAUUCUCUUCAUACACCCACGGAAGGUUCACAAAGAUCACAAGCUCCCAUCAUGACACGACGUGGUGAAAUUGAUGGUGGGCUUAAAUUAUCUUUGCCUGUAUUUGGCCUUGCUUCAUAUAAGUUCAAGGGUUCCCUCUGGAUUCCUAAUGGUGGAAAUGAUCGCCAAUUAGCUAGCUCUCUACUACAGUUUGCGGACGAAUGGUUAAGGCUGCUUCACGUCAGUCACCCAGAUUUCCUGUUUUUUCAGCCGUCGAUGAUCUUGAG